Messenger RNA from Williopsis jadinii, 1270 nucleotides. RefSeq lists its product as uncharacterized. Gene Ontology annotation, cellular component: peroxisomal membrane. NCBI's taxonomy places the organism in Eukaryota, Fungi, Ascomycota, Saccharomycetes, Phaffomycetales, Wickerhamomycetaceae. The coding region runs from base 41 to 1195 and encodes 384 amino acids. Gene Ontology annotation, biological process: peroxisome fission; regulation of peroxisome size. The record is from RefSeq and is a predicted model, not a curated record. The transcript has a single exon.
UUUGGAGCUUAUCCAGCCAGUCAAUCAAGUCGGUGUAAUCAUGGAAUUCGUCUCUCAUUUGAAUGAUCCCGACGUAUUCAACGAUCCACAGGGCUUCAGAGAGCUGAAUAUCCAACUCUUCGCAAAGGAGAAAGCCACGGACAUUUCCUCAACGGCUUCACCAGGACAGUUAUCACCGACGUUGAAAGCUGUUGUGUCUGACGAUGUUGAAAUUGACGUUGAAGAUGAGCGUGAAUCGGGUGCUUCGACAAAGGCCAUCUCAAAUAUUGAACUGUUCAAACUGCUGCUAUCGAAAGUUGCGGGUAAAGAUCGUUUGUCCAAGGUUUCCCAGUACGCGCUGAACUUGAUCAAGUUCCAUCUCAUAAACACCAGAAGGUUUAUCAUCAAUGAGAAGUUUGAGAACAUCUCGCCCGACCCGAGAGAGCACUGGAGAGAGCCGCUGAAGUACAUGAAACUGCUGCUUUUCUUGAACUCAACGACUUUGGAGAAGAAGAUAUUUGAAGCCACCAAGAACAUCUCUUCAUUCCGUUAUGCCUUGAGAUUUGGCGGGACCCCAUUACGGAUCAAGAGCUUCAUCGAGACGCUGAAAUCGUUCACCAAGUCGCCAUCUCUGCUGAACUUCCAUCUAAUCUUCUGCAACGAACAAUUCCUGGGGGACUUCAUAGACUUGUACUAUGGAAUCUUUGACGAGUUGGAGUUACUCUUCAAGAUCAACGUACUGACGAACCCAACGGUCAAGUCGUUUGUCGUACGUCAAGGUGUGCUGGCAUGGUACGCCGAUAUCCUACUUGGCUUGAAGAAGAACUGGGUCAAACUGGAGACCAACAGAGAGAGACAGUUGCAGAUUGACAUCCAACGCCAAGUACGCAAGCGUGCUAGCAUCAUGAGCAAGAAGAUUGUGGAAAGCGUUGGAAGUACACCUUUGAGACACCAGUUAAUGAGAGAAUUUGCCAAUAGAUCACCUGUGGAUACCGGUGUCACCCUGGCACAGGAGUUGAAACAGCUGAAAAGGGAGGAAGCCAUAGCCAAAUUGGAUCUUAUAAGGUUGUCGUUUGACUUCAUGUGUGAUUCUAUUGAUGUCUUUAACUUGAACCUCCCUUCAAAUGUCUAUCUCACGUGCGGGUUGAUCUCUGGUAUCUGUGGGCUACGCAAAGUGUGGGUAAUGUGCCGACAAGAACUCGAGGAUAAGUGUUGAGACUGAGAAGACUACACACGGAAUUACUUCUUAUAAGCAUUGACUAUUGACCGAUUUCUAUUCUAUAACAAUAUA